Ananas comosus (pineapple) is the source of this 698-nucleotide messenger RNA. RefSeq lists its product as uncharacterized. The coding region runs from base 67 to 375 and encodes 102 amino acids. Lineage: Eukaryota; Viridiplantae; Streptophyta; Magnoliopsida; Poales; Bromeliaceae. The transcript has 2 exons. The record is from RefSeq and is a predicted model, not a curated record.
UCAGUCACCAAAACCCGCAACUUUUAUGUAGCAGAUGCAGAUGGCGGACAGGCCAACAAAAUCGAAAUGGAGAGAGUCGGAGGAGCAGUCGGCGGCGGCGCCGCCGCCUCGGGAGGUGUCAAGCAACUGGAAGACUGCUCUGUUUCCAAUGCUCUUGGUACUUGGGUGUUCUCGGUACUCGGGGCUCUGAUCGCCAUUCCUGUGGGGAUACGCAAGAAGUCAUUGGCGCCGUUGGUCUUCUUCGGCACCACCGGAACUAUGCUCGACAUUAUUAUGGGAAUCAGCCAAUGCGAAAGAGAACACGCCGAACGCCAGAUGAAGCUCUUGGAAGAGCAGAAUCUUGAGGCAAAUGCUUCGACGGAGACCGAGAACUAAGUUGGAUCUUUUCGAUCUGAAGUGCUGUAAUUUUCUUUUGUACUCAUUCUACCUAUCAUGCUUGAAUUUAAGUUGUGCACAAAUUUCAGACUCAGCUGGGCUGAUGUGGGAACUGGGAAGCAUGCGGAAUCUUUAACCAUCAUGUAAUGCGUGUUAAGUAUUCUGGUUAGGUUCUUAUGCUUAAAAUAAUGCUGCCAUACGCUAAGCUGCUGUAAACUCCUUUUCUUUCAUUUUCCAUCAUGGAAAUGACCUUUCCUUGCAAGUUUCUCGUCCCAUCUGGUGAUGAUGCAAUUAGUAAUGUAAACUUCAGAUUGCAAAGCUCA